AUGGCGGCAGACUCCACGGAGCAAUUCUGCGUGGCCGAGGAGCGGAGCGGCCACUGCGCCGUGGUGGACGGGAACUUUCUCUAUGUGUGGGGGGGAUACGUGUCAAUUGAAGAAAAUGAAGUUUAUCUGCCUAAUGAUGAGCUCUGGAUCUAUGAAAUGGAUAGUGGGCUAUGGACAAUGCACCUGAUGGAAGGAGAGUUGCCCACCUCCAUGUCAGGAAGCUGUGGGGCAAGCAUUAAUGGGAAGCUGUACAUUUUUGGUGGAUUUGAUGAUAAAGGAUACAGUAAUCGGCUGUAUUAUGUUAAUUUGCGAACGAAAAAUGGAACCUAUAGGUGGAAAAAAAUUACAAAUUUUAAAGGUCAACCUCCUACACCACGUGACAAGCUUUCCUGCUGGGUGUAUAAGGACAGGCUAAUAUAUUUUGGUGGCUAUGGCUGUAGGAAACACAAUGAACUGAGUGAUUGUUUUGAUGUCCACGAUGCAUUUUGGGAAGGCCAGAUAUUCUGGGGAUGGCAUAAUGAUGUUCACGUUUUUGAUACAACCACACAAACUUGGUCUCAACCAGCAAUUCGAGGUGGAGAUCCACCUCAGCCUCGAGCAGCUCACACAUGUGCUGUGCUGGGAAAUAAAGGUUACAUCUUCGGCGGACGAGUGCUGCAAACUAGGAUGAAUGAUUUGCACUGCCUGAAUUUAGACACUUGGACUUGGUCUGGAAGAAUUAAUAUCAGUGGAGAGAAACCAAAGGAUCGAUCCUGGCACACGUUGACUCCGAUAGGAGAUGACAGACUUUUUCUUUUUGGUGGACUAAGCUCUGAUAAUGUUCCUUUAAGUGAUGGCUGGAUUCACAGCAUUACAACAAAUGGAUGGAAACAGCUCACCCACUUGCCUAAGAGUAGGCCUAGAUUGUGGCACACAGCCUGCCUUGGAAAAGAGGGAGAAGUGAUGGUGUUUGGUGGAAGCAAAGAUGACCUGCAUUUCAUGGACACAGGUCACUGCAGUGACUUGUUGAUAUUUCAGACUCAACCUUAUUCACUCCUCAGGCUGUGUCUUGACUGCAUUGGUAAGAAUGCAACUCUCCUCAAGAAUCAGAUACACUGCUUGCCAUCAAAACUUCUGCAGCAAGUGCUGAAAAAAAUCACCUUCUGGGCUGCAGUCAGCCACCGGCAGGAGAAAAAAGCUGAAUCUGAAAGACAAAACCAACUAAACACAACAUGAAGGACAUCAGUCAGCCGAACUGUUGAACACUUGGGUUUACCACGGUGUGCAGCAGGGUCUUUCGUUAGCAAACUUUUACUAAUGCUACAGAACAACUGUAUGUUAAGCUGAGUUUCUAAAGUGAGGUUUGAGAACAAAGAAAUCCUUUUUAUGGAAGCCUCCUUGUUUUCUGCAAUAUAGAAAACUGAUCAAACUUUUGUAUAUAUUAAUUUCUGCAGUUGUGGUCUUAAUGAGGCAGUCUAUACAACUUAAUUAUUUUUUGAAGGUGACAAAGAUAGUUCAAAAUGUUUUCCAGUUGGAUAAAAACAUGGCAUAAGUCAAAAAUCUUGCUCCAGCCUUAGCACAUCAGCCUUUCCACAAAGACACCAGAUUAGUUCAACGCACUAUCUUUGGAGGAUUCACAGCCUUGGGAAAGGUAGCAACUUACUAACUGCCACUGAAUCUGUUUGAUUCCACCAGACUCCAUCAUUUGGCAAUCCAGAAGUAGGAAAACCAGUAAAGUAACUGUGGAACUGGGAGA
Molecule: messenger RNA, 1735 nt
Organism: Indicator indicator
Lineage: Eukaryota; Metazoa; Chordata; Aves; Piciformes; Indicatoridae
Gene: KLHDC1
Product: kelch domain containing 1
Exons: 13
Coding region: 1-1215 (404 amino acids)
Molecular function (GO): protein binding
Source: RefSeq, a predicted model, not a curated record